CGGAAGGGCGAGAGCGCGAGAGGGAAACGAGGUGUGAAAUCCGCGGUCACCGCCAACGAGGACGCCGGAUGUCUCGCGCGCAGAAAGGACAAGCGGGUGAGAGGAGAGUGAGAGGAGUGUAAGAGGAGUGUAAGAGGAGUGUAAGACUGAGACUGAGAGAGAGAGAGAGAGAGAGAGAGAGGACGCGGAUCUGAUCUGAACACCGACAAGUGACUGACGUUCAUUCGGUGUCUGUGACGCUGGACGCAGCGAGCGGAGCGCGGGGUAACGCGGCUCUCUCAGCGCGAUCAGAGGGACAGACCUCUGGCCUUUAGGCACCAGAUGCCAAUCGGUUUGAUUUUUCAGCUCUGAAAUGUCCAGGCGUGCGACCUGAAUCCACCGAGAGCGGAGAAAGCGCGGAGAAAGCGCGGAGGAAGCACGGACCCCGCGGUACGGCGACACAGCAGAGCACUCAGCACUCUCCGCCUGCCUGCCAGGCGCUGUCUCUUCUGAGAUGGCGUUCCUCCUCCAUUGUCUCUCGCUUCUGGUGGUGGUUCUGGUCCUAUUACCCAUGCCCUGCAUCGGAUGUCCCUCUGGCUGCCGGUGCUACAGCCUGACAGUGGAGUGCGGCUCCAUCGGACUCAAAGAGAUACCACGGGGCAUUGCUCAUGGAACACAGACUAUCUUCCUGCAGGAUAAUGCCAUUGGUCAGAUCCGGGCAGAGGACCUGUCUGGCUUGGGUCACCUGCACUAUCUGUACCUGCAGAAUAACAGCAUCUCAGCUCUGGAGGCCAGUGCCUUCUUGAGUCUGGGCCAACUGCUAGAGCUCGCGCUCAAUGGUAACCGCCUCCACCUGAUCUCUGCCGAUGCCUUUCGUGGUCUUGAGCACCUGCGCAUCCUCUACCUGGCAGGGAACCACAUCAACCGGCUGGAGGAUUACACCUUCCGUGGACUGCAGCGUCUGCAAGAGCUGCACCUGCAGGAGAACACAAUGGAGGUGUUAGAUGAACAGGCUCUGAUGGGCCUGUCUUCUCUGGCUCUGCUGGACCUCAGCAAGAAUAACCUGCGCACCCUAAGUGCUGUCACUCUCAGACCUCUCAUCAGCCUGCAGGUGCUGCGCAUCACAGAUAACCCAUGGCGUUGUGACUGUGCUCUUCACUGGCUUCGCGGCUGGAUAAACACCGAGGGUCAGCGGUUGCUGAGCUCAGCCGAGCGGAGGCUGCUGUGCUCUGAGCCACCACGCCUCUCACACCUGAGCCUGGUAGAGGUGCCAGCUAAUAGCCUGGUGUGCAUCCCACCUGCUGUACAGCUUGAGCCGAGAGAACUAAGCGUACGUUUGGGUGAGAGCAUCCGUGUGUCUUGCCAAGCCUCAGGUUACCCGCAGCCUCAGGUCACCUGGAGAAAGGUGUCCUACGGUAGGGCUCAGCUAUCACCACGAGGUCUGGUGCAAGAGGAAGCGACAGACGGGGACAGCAGGAAGCCAGUGACAGCCAAGCCUGGGGGUAAUGGAGUCAAUGUUGGAAAUCGUGGACCAACAGAUGAUGGUGGGGACAGGGAGAACUUUGAUCAAGACACGGGUAGUGGAAUGCUGUUUUUGAGUAAUGUUACAGUGGCACAUGCAGGACGCUAUGAGUGUGAGGCUUGGAAUCCUGGAGGGGUUGCACGUGUGACCUUCCACCUCGCUGUCAAUGUUUCAUCUUCAUCUUUGUCAUCAUCCUGGCCUCGUCUGCACCAGUCGUCAUCCUCGUCAUCCUCUUCGCACCACCGCCCAUCCUUAGGGGAUGUCAGUCAGGAACCGCUGUACGAGCUUGAGAGCAUGGACUUCAGUGCCCUGGGCACAGCCACCCAAACAGCCAUCGCUGUGGGUAUCUCACUCCUGGCGCUGACUGCCCUGCUGCUGCUGUGCAUGAUCUAUAGCCGUCACCGGCAGCGCCAAAAAGAGGAUGGUGCCUAUGGCAAGGAGGAGAGCAUCCUCUAUGUGAAUGACUACUCUGAUGGACCCACUACAUUCGCACAGCUUGAGGAAUACCGGGAUGAGCGUGGCCAUGAGAUGUACGUGUUAAACCGGGCCAAGCCUGUGCUGCCUCCACCACCCACCUCCAGCCAGCACGUAACAGUACAGCCUAGAGAAGUGCUCCAGGGCCAAGGCACUCUGGCAUCUACCAUUUUACCAUGCAGAGCCCCAGCAGAGGGCAUAGAGGGUCCACCACCAGACCCAGAGGGACUAUUUAUAAACCAGAGUCUGCUUUUUGACACACAGAUCGCGUAUGAGAUCCACUGCUGAAGAAGACUAAAAGCAGAUUGAUCAGAGAAGGCAGUCCAUAAGGCUAGUUAUAGAAAAGCUCUCUGUGUAUUGGGCUUGAAGUCAGCCCAAUGGGAUCUCUGAUUAGUUUGCCUAUUUCUAUUCUAUUUUUUUGAUUAAUGUUAGAUGAAAGGGAUAAGCCGAAGGUUGUUUCAAAAGGAUAAAAUCACUGGCUUACCUUGCACAGGACAAGAAGGAUACAGAAAUUUCUGUUGCCUGACAUAAUGCUUUAGAAUUCAAACUCCCAAAAAAUGCCUAGGGAGGCACAGUAGUAUUGCCACCUCACAGCUCGAAGGUCCCCCAGUUCAAUCCUGAGUAUGGGUUACUGUCUGAACGGAGUUUAUGUGCAUGUUCUUCGCGUGUCCAUAUGGGUUUCAUCCCACUCUUCAAAAACAUGCCAGUUGGUGGAUUGGCUGCACUAAAUUGCCCCUAGGUGUUAAUGAGUGUGUGAAUGUGUGUUCAUGGUGCACUGUGAUGGACUGGUGGUAUUUUCCUGCCUCACACCCAGUGUUCCUGAGAUAGGUGCCGGAUCCACAGCAAUCAUGACUGGGAUAAAGCGGUUGCUAAAGAUGAAUGAUUGAAUUAAACAAACAAAAAAAAAGCCUGGCACCUAAAUAAUUUCAAUGGUCAGAUGAAUCUACUGAGAAGAAAACCAGCAUAUUGUACAUUUCAUUUAUUAUUCACAAAGUACAAAAUAGGAAGAAUGCUUGAGUAAGCUGCUACACUCUGACAGACAUUCGUCUGUUUUUCUGCAUAGUGAGUAAAGGAGAAGGCCAUUUUUUUCAUCAUGUCAAACAUUUUUUUCCUGUUUCAGCCAGACAGUGUGAAUAGUUUUGUCAUCUGUGCUCACUGACUAUUAACAUUAUGUCUUUAUAUUUUGAGAGCCUUUUAUUUUUCAUUCGUACCUACAUAUGAUUUUAAUGCACAGAAGACCAGUGAGUCACAGAGACAAAGACAGAGUGAAGUUAUGUCUGUGUUUGUGAUAGCCAACAAACUAUUGAAUUUAAUGUCUUUAAUUAGGUUACUCUCUCUCUCUCUCCCAUCCUCUUGACCUCUAUUUAAGUAACACUGUGAAAAUAAAAGUUCUAGACGCUAGAUUUCCUGAUCAAUGACCAACAUCUCUAUAAUUGCAUUGUGCUCUGUAUGUCUCCAGAAAGCAUUUUGUAUGAUAUUAUAAUAUUGUUCUCUGGAGUGUAGGUUAAUUUUCGCUUUUUUUUUUUUUUUUUUUUUUUUUUUUAAAUCUUGCCAGGUUUGUACAGAAAAAGCCUAGUAAUUACUUCAGGGUAUAAAAACACACAUCACAGCUGGUGACAGCAUCUGAAGGUGUUAAGCUUAAGCUCAGUACAAUAAUUUGGAACAGUAUGUAUUUUUGUUUGUCAAAUGUCCAAUACAUGUGACGUUUUUGUUUAUCUAAAUAAAAUCUGUUUUUUUGGUCCAA
Molecule: messenger RNA, 3719 nt
Organism: Pangasianodon hypophthalmus (striped catfish)
Lineage: Eukaryota; Metazoa; Chordata; Actinopteri; Siluriformes; Pangasiidae
Gene: lrrc24
Product: leucine rich repeat containing 24
Exons: 5
Coding region: 494-2263 (589 amino acids)
Molecular function (GO): protein binding
Source: RefSeq, a predicted model, not a curated record